This is a messenger RNA of Octodon degus (degu), 4543 nucleotides long. It is a transcript of the gene Nod1, whose product is annotated as nucleotide binding oligomerization domain containing 1. NCBI's taxonomy places the organism in Eukaryota, Metazoa, Chordata, Mammalia, Rodentia, Octodontidae. The record is from RefSeq and is a predicted model, not a curated record. Gene Ontology annotation, molecular function: protein binding. Gene Ontology annotation, biological process: regulation of apoptotic process. Bases 628 to 3489 code for a protein of 953 amino acids. The transcript is spliced from 13 exons.
GGGGCGGGCCUUGCCCCGCGCGGCGCGGCCGAGCUGGCUUCGGGUCCCUCGCGCGUCACCCCCGGCGACCUCUGGCUCUGCCCCCUCGGGACAGGACUGCACAGGACGCCCUCGGCCUCCCGCGUCCGGCGGGAGAGCGGCGCCACUACCGCGCCCGCCGGUGCUCCCCGCCCGCCUCCGCCUCUCCCGGGAGCUCGCCGGCCUGCGGGCGCCGGCGGAGGGGCGCGGCCGUCGCCGCCUCCUGCAGUUCCCGUUCCGGGCCGCGCCGCAGCGGCCACCGCGCUCCCGAGCAGCCGCCCGCUCCCCGGCGCACCUGGCAUCUGCUCUGGCUUCCAGAAGCUGCGAGGCUUGCAAACCUAGGGCCAAAUUUUCCACAGUGACCAGCUAUAUGGGCAAAGUCACUAAAACAUAGAAGACACCUGGAGAACAUCUUUGUGGAUCCAUUUUCUCUCUUGGCACUGCAGGCUUGAGAAAUGCAUGUUUUUCAGGGUGCUGUGGGACAGUGAAAAGGAAAGGCAAAAGCCUGGGGACUGAGAAGAGGGCGCUGGAGCCUGAUGGUUCUUCUGCCAGGAAGACACAUGCAGCCGAAGAUGAAUUUGGGGGAAGCAGCUGCUUGCUACCUGAGCUAUGGAAAAGCAGGGCCAUCGUGAGAUGGAAGGUGACCCAUCCGAGUCUCACUCCUGUAUUAGAUUGUUGAAGGUCAACCGGGAACUUCUAGUCACGCACAUCCGCAACAUUCAGUGUUUAGUGGACAAUUUGCUGAAGAAUGACUAUUUCUCAGCAGAGGACGCGGAGAUCGUGUAUGCCUGCCCCACCCAACCUGACAAGGUCCGAAAAAUCCUGGAUCUGGUUCAGAGCAAGGGUGAGGAGGUGUCUGAAUUCUUCCUCUACGUGCUGCAGCAGCUUGCAGAUGCUUACGUGGACCUCAGGCCAUGGCUGUUGGAAAUCGGCUUUUCUUCUUCACAGCUCAUUCAGUGCAAAACUAUUGUCAACACUGACCCAGUGAGCAGGUACACCCAGAAGCUGCGACACCAGCUGGGCUGCGAUUCCAAGUUCAUGCUGUGCUACGCUCAGAAGGAGGAGCUGCUGCUGGAAGAGACGUACACAGACACCAUCAUGGAGCUGGUGAGCUUCAGCAACGAGAUCCUGGGCAGCUUGAGCAGCCUGGCCUGCCUGCUGGACCCCGGCUCGGACGUCCUCAACGAGCACGGCGAGACAGUGUUCGUGUUCGGCGACGCGGGCGUGGGCAAGUCCAUGCUGCUGCAGCGGCUGCAGAGCCUCUGGGCCUCGGGCCGGCUGGGCGCUGACAUCAAGUUCUUCUUCCAUUUCCGCUGCCGCAUUUUCAGCUGCUUCAAGGAGAGUGACACGCUGAGUCUGCAGGACCUGCUCUUCAAGCACUUCUGCUACCCAGAGCAGGACCCCGACGAGGUGUUCGCCUUCCUGCUGCGCUUUCCCCAAACAGCGCUCUUCACUUUCGACGGCCUGGACGAGUUGCACUCGGACUUCGACCUGAGCCGCGUGCCGGACACCUGCAGCCCCUGGGAGCCUGCGCACCCGCUGGUGCUGUUGGCCAACCUGCUGGGCGGGAGGCUGCUCCAGGGCGCGCGAAAGCUGCUCACUGCGCGCACCGGUGUCGAGUUGCCGCGCCAGCUCCUACGCAAGAAGGUGCUGUUGCGGGGCUUCUCAGCCGGCCACCUGCGCGCCUACGCCCGCAGGAUGUUUCCCGAGCGCGCGGUGCAGGCCCAGCUUCUGCAGCAGCUGGAGGCCAACCCCAACCUCUGCAGCUUGUGCGCUGUGCCGCUCUUCUGCUGGAUCAUCUUCCGCUGCUUCCAGCACUUCCAUGUCGCCUUCGAGGGCUCCCCGCAGCAGCCCGACUGCGCCGUGACACUGACGGACGUCUUCCUACUGGUCACGGAGGUCCACCUGAACAGGGUGCAGCCCAGCAGUCUCGUGCAGCGCAACACGCGCAGCACAGCCGAGACGUUCUGCGCGGGCCUGCGCACGCUGCGUUCCCUGGGCCGGGUGGCCCGCGGCGGCAUGGAGCGCAGCCUCUUCGUGUUCUGCCACGACGACGUGGUGGCCUCCGGGUUGCAGGAGGCAGACCUGGCGCUCGGCUUCCUGCGGAGCGUGCCCACGCCGGGCCCCUACGGCGGACAGCAGUCCUACGAGUUUUUCCAUGUCACCCUGCAGGCCUUCUUCACUGCCCUCUUCCUCGUGCUGGACGACACGGUGGGCACGCGCGAGCUGCUCCACUUCUUCCGCGAGUGGGCGCCACCCGGGGAGGCCGCGCCAGCGUCCUGCCUGCCUUCCCUGCUCCCUUUCCAGCGCUGGCGAAGCGGCCGCCCCGCAGGCUCCGACCUGUUCAAGAACAAGGACCACUUUCAGUUCACCAACCUCUUCCUGUGCGGGCUGCUGUCCAAGGCCCGGCAGGAGUUGCUGUGGCGCCUGGUGCCCGCCGCCACCCUGCGGAGGAAGCGCCGAGCGCUGUGGAUGCACCUGCGCGCCAGCGUGCGCGGCUACCUGAGGAGCCUGCCGCGGCUGCAGAGCGGGGGCUUCAACCAGGUGCAGGCCAUGCCCACCUUCCUGUGGAUGCUGCGCUGCAUCUACGAGACACAGAGCCAGAAGGUGGCGCGCCUGGCUGCCCGCGGCAUGUGCGCUGACUACCUCAAGCUGACUUUCUGCAACGCCUGCUCCGCGGACUGCAGCGCGCUCUCCUUCGUCCUGCACCACCUCCACAAGCGCCUGGCCCUCGACCUGGACAACAACAAUCUCAACGACUAUGGCGUGCGCGAGCUGCAGCCCUGCCUCAGCCGUCUCACCGUCCUCAGACUCAGCGUCAACCAGAUCACUGACAGUGGGGUAAAGGUGCUGUGUGAAGAACUGACCAAGUACAAAAUUUUGACAUAUUUGGGUUUGUACAGCAACCAGAUCACCGAUGUCGGAGCCAAGUAUGUCGCCCAGAUCCUAGAGGAAUGCAAAGGCCUCACACACCUUAAACUGGGAAAAAACAAAAUAACGAGUGAAGGUGGCAAGCGUCUUGCCCUGGCCGUGAAGAGCAGCACUUGGAUCUGUGACAUUGGGAUGUGGGGCAAUCAGAUCGGAGAUGAAGGAGCAAAAGCCUUCGCAGAAGCGUUGAAGAAUCACCCCAGUCUGAAAUUCCUGAGUCUCGCAUUCAACGGCAUCUCUACGGAAGGAGGGAAGAGCCUUGCCCAGGCCCUGUGGCACAACACAUCUCUGAUGACAUUCUGGCUGACUCAAAACGAACUCAACGAUGAGGUGGCAGAGAGCUUCGCAGAAACACUAAGGGUCAACCAGACGCUGAAGCAUUUAUGGCUUAUCCAGAACCAGAUCACAGCCAAGGGGACUGCCCAGCUGGCAAAGGCACUACAGGACAACACUGGCAUAAUGGAGAUUUGUCUCAAUGGAAACUUGAUAAAACCAGAGGAGGCCAAAGCCUUUGAAGAGGAGAAGCGGCUCAUCUGUUUCUGAGCAGACUUUCCCAUGUGGGGUCUUCGCCCUGGUAGCUUCUCAGCACCGGAUGCCGUUCUGCACAGCUGGCAUGUGCCAUGCCCUGCUGCAAGAGGGCCGUGGAGGUCCCACUGCUCCACCAAGCAAACCAACCUCCUUGAAGAGGCCCAGCUGGCAGGUGCCCUGCCAGGCAGUUGUGAGGAUUCUGCAGAAGCUGAGUGUGUCUUGUGAGCCAUUGUAGUUACUGCCACACAGUGACACACUUUCUCUCCUGUGAAGAGACUUACUCGCUUAUCCACAGCUGUUUUAUCUGAAUCCAUGGGAAUAAGACAGAGGAGAACAAAAGACGCUAACCUCAGCUUGCACAGGUGCUGUCCUGAGAACCCUCUGGAGCAUGGGUCUCUGAUGUCUUCUUGGAAGAGCUGAGGAUGUGUUGCCAAAUUUCUUGGAAAGAAGAUACUCCAUGAGCAUGAGGUGUUGUGGCUGAACCCAGGCCUGCCUCUUCUUCUCCUGGGUUGCUACUGAUCCCACUUCACAGCUGUAGACACUGAGGUGUAAGCAGUGGAGACUGGGCUCAGCCACGUUCCUUGGGGUUGCAGGAGCCCAUCAGAGGCCUUGGUGUUGGUCCUGGAGUCUUCCCGCAUGCUUAAGCAGAUCAGAGCAUGCCCUUUUAGCUGGUCUAAGAGUGUGGAUGGUGCCUUCAUGCUGUGGUGUUACUACUCUGGCUGUCUGCUGUGUCAGCUGACCUCCAUGGAAGACUGCAUCCCGGGGUGACACCCCUGUUCCAGGAAGAAGUCAUGCAUUUGCUUCAAAUGGGACCUGGCAUCCAAAUGGAAGCCCUUCUCUCCUUGGCUCUUGAAGGGGGAAGUCUCUACCUGCCCCUGAGCCAUUGGAGGGAAAUUGCAUAUGGCCAGGAUGCAGUGAACUGGCUCCCAACUCCACCAGAAAAGCAUGGUAUUCAGACACCCACCACCAAGACCGGCACGUGGCAGAUGCUGAGCGGGGCUGGGGUGGUGAUAUUCUAAAUAACUCGCUCUUUACUAUCUCAUUUGUUAAUAAAAUAAUGAAAAUGCUA